Molecule: messenger RNA, 2443 nt
Organism: Malania oleifera
Lineage: Eukaryota; Viridiplantae; Streptophyta; Magnoliopsida; Santalales; Ximeniaceae
Product: probable glucan 1,3-beta-glucosidase A
Exons: 10
Coding region: 598-2199 (533 amino acids)
Biological process (GO): establishment or maintenance of cell polarity; cell migration; actin filament bundle assembly
Cellular component (GO): actin cytoskeleton; cytoplasm
Molecular function (GO): actin filament binding; hydrolase activity, hydrolyzing O-glycosyl compounds
Source: RefSeq, a predicted model, not a curated record
UUUGGGUUAGCUCCCUCCUUGUCCCCACUUCCUUUCGUUCGGUGAUUUCUCAAAUGCAAACGAAAUUAAGCUAAGGAAAGCUGAGGCAAGAGGCAAGAAGCAAAGAAGACGCUGAUGAGCUGAUAAGGUGGUGGAACCGUCUUCUCUUGGCCCUUUUCGCGGUUUCUUACCUUUUUUUCUUUUUAACCAAUCAAACCCAAACGCGAAACGACCCCAGAAUCUCCAAGAAAAGUCGCCGUUUCCCUCCCUUUUCAAUCCUCUAAAAGAAUACAUGUGAACACUUUUUCGUCUUUUGCUCUCUCUUUUCUCAGAGUCCAGAAUAUUAAUUGUUCUUUCCUUCUACUGUCUACCUUUUCUAUGAAUGUGUCUUUUUUUAACAAACCCAAAUCUCUAUUAUAUUUUGGAAACAACAAUGCAGGAAAACUCAAGAUCUUUGUGCUAGUUUACAAGGCUCCAUUUGGAAUUAAUUUAGUGAGAAGGAAGGAAUUGCUGAGAUUCUCUGAACUGGAUUUUUUUUUCCCCUUGGUGGGCUUGAGGGAUUUGAAUAAACGCUGUAGUUUUGGUUUGUUGAUGUGAUUGAGACUGCAAUAUUUUUACAUGGAACUUGUUUUCUGCAAAUGGGUCUGUGCAUUUCUAAUGUCUUGUUGGCUUAUCUUCUCCACAGCACACUCAGUGGUGGGAUUGCAUGGGUAUUCUAAAGUUAGAGCAGUGAACUUGGGUGGGUGGUUGGUGGUGGAAGGCUGGAUUAAGCCCUCUCUGUUCGACGAUAUUCCUAAUGGAGACAUGCUUGAUGGAACUGAGGUUCAACUCAAGUCUGUGACGUUGCAGAAAUACGUGUGUGCAGAGAAUGGAGGUGGCACGAAUGUGACAGCGGACAGGGAUGUUCCUUUGUCAUGGGAAACCUUCAGACUAUGGAGAGUUUCUGAUUCUCAAUUUCAGUUUCGCACCUCUCAAGGCCAGUUUCUAACAUAUGAUGGUGAAGGAGGUUAUGUUUCUGCAUCAGCAGGAUCACCAUCUGCAACAGAAACAUUUUACAUUGAAAGAAAUAACAAUGGUAGAGUUCACGUAAAACUCAAGAGUGGGACCUAUCUGCAGGCCACAAUGGGAAAUCAGCUCACAGCAGACUAUCCAGGGAAACCAGGAUGGGAUGAUAAUGCCGCCACAUUUGAAAUGAUAAUUGUAGCAAAUAACUUGCAUGGAGAUUACCAGCUUGCAAAUGGAUAUGGACAUGAUAAGGCCACAAAAGUUCUUAAGAGGCAUAGAAACAGCUUUAUUACUGUAGACGAUUUCGAAUUCCUACACAAACAUGGAAUAAAUGCUGUGAGGAUCCCUGUUGGCUGGUGGAUUGCUUUUGAUCCCAGUCCUCGAGCUCCUUUUAUUGGGGGAAGUUUGACUGCUCUAGAUAAUGCAUUCUCAUGGGCACAAGCCUAUAAUAUAAAAUGCAUAAUUGAUCUUCAUGCUGCUCCUGGCUCCCAGAAUGGGAUGGAACACAGUGCCAGUAGAGAUGGUUCAACAGACUGGUCCACAUCAUCAGAUUACAUCUCAAAAACUUUGGAUGUUAUCGACUUUUUGGCUUCCAGGUAUGCAGACCAUCCUGCUCUGCUGGGAAUUGAGCUUCUAAAUGAACCUUCUGCUGCCACAGUUCCGCUGGAUAUCUUGGUUUCAUAUUACAAGCAAGGCUAUGAAAUUGUCCGAAAGCACUCGCCAACAGCUUAUGUUAUAAUUUGCCAAAGAAUAGGCAAUGCAGAUCCUUCAGAACUUUAUCAGGCUAAUGUAGGGUCCUACAACAUAGUGGUGGAUUUGCAUUACUACAAUCUCUUUGACAAUUUCUUCAUUAAUAUGAACUCUACAGAUAAUAUCGAGUUCAUAUUCAAGAGCAGGCAAGCUCAACUACGGGCCCUGAAUAGUGCAAAUGGUCCACUUUUAUUUAUUGGGGAAUGGGUGAAUGAAUGGAAUGUGACAUAUGGAUCCCAGAUCGAUUAUCAAGAUUUUGGUAGGGCCCAGCUAGAGGUUUAUGAUGAGGCUUCCUUUGGGUGGGCUUACUGGACGCUUAAAAAUGAUAGAAAGCACUGGGAUUUUGAGUGGAAUAUUCAGAACAAUUAUCUCCAACUGGGUAAAAUGCCAAAAAGGCAAAUUUUCAGCAAUUUACUAUUGCUUGGAUUGGCAUGUAGCUGUUUCUGUCUGCUUCGCAUAUUUUGACAAGCUGCCGAUGGGAGUUGCCUCAGGAUCCAAAGCGGAUGAGGCAAUACUGUUGUGGCUCUUCUUUGUUCUUUGCUGCUUAGCCAUUACAUUCAUAAUUUGUAAAUUUGAAAGUGAGCCAAAUAAUGUUGUUAAUGCAUGGAGUAUCCACAAAAAAGUGAGGAUCCUGUAAAAAAUGGCGAGGCUAUAUUUAUUACACUCAUAAUUAAUGAAAUACCCAGGAAAACCUACUCCUGUUUUUGCU